Molecule: messenger RNA, 1270 nt
Organism: Exserohilum turcica Et28A
Lineage: Eukaryota; Fungi; Ascomycota; Dothideomycetes; Pleosporales; Pleosporaceae
Exons: 3
Coding region: 57-1010 (317 amino acids)
Source: RefSeq, a predicted model, not a curated record
CGCACCACCACACAACAACACCACCACCACCACCACCACCACCACCACCACAGACUAUGGGCCGCCGCGAGAGACAGCCCUCGCCCCCGCCUCCGCCGCCCAUGGGCCCGCCAUCAGACCCCACGUACGUCUUCGACAACUACGAGAACGGAAAGCCUAAAUGGGCGCCGGGGAAAGACAACCAGCGCGACUAUCGCGAGUACCGUGAUAGCCGUAGAGGAGACCACCGCCGCCCUCGCAGGAGCAGAUACGACCAAGAUGAAUCGUCUGCUGCUCCACCCCCACCACCAGAGACCGCAUAUCCACCACCACCCCCGCCAGGAGCAGCUGCACCACCAAAAGAAGCACCCAGAGACCCUAGAGACGCUCGCCCUCGUCGCCACCGCAGAGAGCCCUCGUACUCGUCCGACGACUCUGACUCGGAACCGCCCCCACCACGACGAAGCCACCGUCGUGAUGACCGCCCCCGCUACCACCGCGAGGACACAUACGACUCGUACGACGAGAACUACCCACGCCGCCGCCACAGGGAGUCUGGCCGCCGAGACCGCGACGGCUACAAGUCCGAAGGUUACAAGUCUGAAGGCUAUAAAUCCGACGGCUACAAGUCCGACCGCAGGCGCCGCGACCGCGAUUCCCACUACGAUGACUACGACCGCCGCGACCGGUCCCGCGGCGACAGAGACCGAGACCGCGACCGCGACCGCAGACGCCACGACGACCGUUACGACGACAUGUUCAACGGCAAGUCUCGCCGCGACUCGCGCUACGACGACCGCCCCCGCGACAGGCGUGAUGACUACGACCGCCCCCGCGACAGGCGUGAUGACUACGACCGCCAUGGCGAUCGUCGCAAGAGCACCAGAGACUCCAAGUCCGGAAAGCCCCCGAUGCCUGAGUGGCAGCGACAGGCCAUGGGCAUGUUCAAGGACUAUGCUCUCCCGAUUAUCAAGAAGGAAGGCGCAAAGUAUGUGCAGAAGCAAAUGGCGAAUGGGUUUGGGCGCCGUUGAUGUAAUGAUGUGAUGAGUUGAUGUUGAGACUAAUUUCCAUGCUGUUGUGGUUUUAUUUCUAUGCGGCUAUCUGUGUUAGUUUUGUUCUUUUGAAUCUGGCGUUAUGCGGCUGUAUAGAUGAUAUCCUAUUUGCUGAAUUGAUCUCUCCUUGGAUUUGUAGUCACGUGUUAUGCUGUUUAGUCUAAGGUCAAGUUGGUCUACCUUGAUUUAUAGAAAUCUAUGAAUUAGUUUUAACUUCAUCACCAAAAUAACACACCACC